AUGGAGGUCUCUUCUGGGGAUGAAGCAGAAGUGGACGUACGUUCGUCGCAUGACUUUCUAUCCAGAUAUGAGGAGAAAAGACGCAUUGAGGAGAAAAUACAAGCUCUCAUGAAAGAUUUCGAACGGAAGCGCCUCGAAGAGAAAGCUCGGAAAGCAAAUGAGGCUGCUGCAGCUGCUGCUUUGGAACACACAUUGUCAAAUGUUGUCUCAACAACUUCGGAAGUAUCAUCGGUGGCAGAAAAUCCAUCAGAACAGAAUUCUGUAAUUCGUAGCAGUGACCACUUUACCCAUCGUGGACCAUCCACUCCGAGCGAUUCUCCAAGAGAAACGCGUUCGGGGGAAAGUGAGAAAGAGGGCAUGGGCUGUGAACUUCCAUCUUCAUCAGUAGAGGUUCCCCCAGUACCAACGUAUGAAGAAAUCGAGCAGUGUAUCUACAAAGUAGAUAACAAGAAGAAGGCCAUGUCUCUUAUGUGUUUCUGUCGAGGCAACAAUCUGGACUGCUCUGACAGUAGCUGCGACAACAGAGCCAUGUUCACCGAAUGUCCGAAAAAUUGCCUGGGAAAAGGCAGAGAUUGUAGAAACAGACGGUUUGCCAAGAGAGAAUACGCCGCCGUGCAAGCCUUUUACACUGGGCCAAAUAAGGGAUUUGGUGUUCAAGCUGUAGCUCCUAUAAAGAAAGGCCAGUUCAUCAUUGAAUACGUUGGAGAGGUGGUUUCUUCCGAGGAAUUUGCAAAGCGAUUAAGGAGGUACUGCUCUAUAGUUUCGAUGUUAUUUACAUCCAAUCAUUAA
Messenger RNA from Cooperia oncophora, 789 nucleotides. The record is from the annotation of a GenBank genome assembly. Lineage: Eukaryota; Metazoa; Nematoda; Chromadorea; Rhabditida; Trichostrongylidae.